Molecule: messenger RNA, 2274 nt
Organism: Lodderomyces margitis
Lineage: Eukaryota; Fungi; Ascomycota; Pichiomycetes; Serinales; Debaryomycetaceae
Gene: UTP4
Product: Utp4p
Exons: 1
Coding region: 1-2274 (757 amino acids)
Biological process (GO): maturation of SSU-rRNA from tricistronic rRNA transcript (SSU-rRNA, 5.8S rRNA, LSU-rRNA)
Cellular component (GO): 90S preribosome; small-subunit processome; t-UTP complex
Molecular function (GO): protein binding; RNA binding
Source: RefSeq, a predicted model, not a curated record
AUGGACAUCCACCGUUGUCGUUUUGUUGACUACACGCCACAUACUAUAACUUCCCUAGCAUUUUCAUGUCCAUCAUCACCAGAACAACUGGCGCCAUCUGACUUGCGUUUGGCAGUGGGGAGAAGCAAUGGAGAUAUUGAAAUAUGGAAUCCGAGACACAACUGGAUUCAUGAGUUGACAUUGUCUGGAUCAAAGGGGAGAUCUAUCGAAGGUUUGGUAUGGAGCAACUCAGACACCUCGAACAAUGGAAAUGAACCCAGUCGAUUGUUUUCCAUUGGUGGGUCAACUUAUAUCACUGAAUGGGAUUUGAAGACGGGACGGCCCUUGGUGAAUUACGAUUGUAAUGCCGGUACCAUUUGGUCGAUCGAUGUGAAUUCUACAGGAGAUAAGUUGGCUGUAGGCUGCGAUGACGGUUCUGUUGUUGUAGUAGACAUAUCUGGCGGUGUUGGGUCAUUAGAAUAUGAUGUCAUUUGCCAGAGACAAGAUGCAAGAGUGUUGAGCAUGCAAUGGAAUGGAAAUGAGCAGAUUAUUGGAGGAUGUGCCGACGGAAGAAUAAGGGUGUGGAGUUAUGGCAAGGACACCAAGGGUAGAAUCUUGAGUACAAUGAGAGUUGACAAAUCCAAAACUGAGAGUACAUUGGUGUGGACCUUGAACGUGUUGCCAAAGAAGAAUCAACUUGUAAGUGGUGACUCAACAGGACAUAUUAAAAUAUGGGACUUGAAAUUCUUUUCAUUGAUGCAAAGCUUUAAAAUUCACGAUGCUGAUGUACUUUGCAUCGCGAGUGAUGCGAAAGAAGAGCGGUUCUUCUCGGCUGGUAUCGAUAGAAAAAUCCAUCAGUAUGAUUUGUUGUCUAGCAAAUCCAGUUCUAAAUGGGUGCAUAGCUUCAAUCGUUUGUUACAUUCAAAUGAUAUCAGAUCAAUGGCGAUAAUGGAGAGCAAAAGCUUUAAAGUUUUAGUCAGUGGUGGAGUUGAAAAGGCAAUUACAAUACAGCCCAUUGAGAAUUUCCAAGACUCUAAAUACAAGAAGUUGUUGGUGAAUCAACAAAUCAGCAAUGUUUUGGUAGUACCCGAGCAAAAGCUUGUAAUUCUAUAUCAAGAUCAAAUUGUUAAAAUAUGGAAGAUAUUGAGUAACGGAAAGCAUAAAUUGAUUUCGAAAUUGAUCCUAUCCGAUGAUGAGAACAUUACAAGUGUUGAUUUCAGGGGCAACUUGUUAGCAGUUGCCAAGAUGACUUCAGUCAAGAUUUACGAUUUGGACGCAGUUGACAUUGAGAAUGAUAAAUAUAUGAUUAAUAAAAUCAGAGAUGAGAAUUUUGAUUCGAUGGUAUCAGGAGCAAAGAAAGUCAAAUUUGUAACCGAUUCAAAUUUGCUCAUAUUGACUCCUGACGAAGAGUUGUAUCAGUUUGCCAUUGAUGCUGAAAAUAGUCAAAUAUCCCUCGAGGACCAAGUCGAAUUACUAGACAACGAUUCAUCAUCAUCAUCAUCUUCCAAUGUAUCGUACAGUGACAACAUUAAAAAUCUUGUCCUCACACCCAAUCACAAAAGCAUAGUCAUAUCAAGGUUUAAUGGAGCUAUAGAGGUGUACCCAUUAAACGGUGGUGGUGGUGAUCCUUUUACCCUUACAAAAUUGUCAAAUUCGGCAUCGUGUCCCCACUUGAUAACAUGUCGAAAUGACGACCAACUUUUAGUCUUAACAAAUGACAACAAGAUACUAGAAUUCAACUUGUUCAAUCGCGAUCAAUUAUUAACCUCUUGGUCAAAACGCAAUAGUGAAUUUUUACCACGACAAUUCACAUCUCUUGAUGACAAACCUGAAGGAAUGUUUGUUAAAGACGAGAAAUUGUGGGUAUAUGGAACGUCAUGGAUGUGUUAUUUUGACUUGACUAAAAACAUCCCAAUUAGCAAAUUGUACAAGAAUAUAAGCGCCGGUAAAAAGAGGAAACGUGAUGGGAUGUUAAGUCUUGAUGAUGAUGUAGACAUUAAUGGUGACGUUGUCCAAUUGGAGUCGAGCUUGAAGCAGAGUGAGAUUGGCAAACUCAAGAAACAGAUUAAAGAAGAAGAGGAGGAUGGAAACGAUGGUGAAGCUGCUGACGAAGGUGAUGGCGAAGAUGACGUCCACAUGCAAGAGGGCGAGUCCAGAGUAUUUUCAUUGACGGAAAAGUAUAGACCAAUCAUGCAAGUUGCCGAGUUUGGACCUCAUGAGUUGUUAAUUGUUGAAAGACCAUACUUUGCAUUGCCAACUACACCUGCUUUCAACUUGCCAAAAUUGAGGAUAUAA